AUGGCAGCUGACCAGCCUCUGUACACAUUGGCCAAGCAGUUACAAUGGGAAUGGCCAGAGCAGUAUGGCGAAGACAAGUUCGUAAUAAUGUUUGGAGGUCUCCACAUAGAAUUGGCGGCACUUCGAUCAAUUGGAACAAUUCUACAAGACAGUGGAUGGGUUAGCGCCCUUACAGAAGCAGAUGUGGCUUCCUCUGGAACCGCUCAAUCUUUUAUAUCGGUAUCAAGUGUUACAAGAGCAAGACAUGCUCACCAAGUCACCGCAUGCGCUUUAUUCAAGCUUAUGAAAAGUGCAUACAACAAGUACACGCAGCAAUCAUAAAAGGCGAAGGAGGCGCUAUUGGUCUUACUGAGGAUGAAGCAGCAUUGCGAAGGUGGAUGGUGGCGGGACCAGAGGUGAGCCGUUUUAUAUCCAGAUAUGACUGUUUCUCAGGGUUAAAAGAUGCAAAUGCUCCCAAAAAGCACCAUGAGGAUAAUGCAAAGGCUCAGCAAGAAUUUUUCAAGAAUGUGAACCGGCUAGUGGACGUACUGUUGGAUUUUGGUAAUCCAUUCCAAGAAGAAUCGCCUGAUCUUCUAUCUCUCGACACGAAAGAUAUCGCCCAUCCAGAUAGAGCUAAAUUGAUAACAACACACCACAAAAGAGGAAAAGAAAAACUUCAAACCUUUAUAAAUCAAAUGGAAAGGGAUCGUUUUUUUAGCCUAUUAAGAAGAAUGAUAUUGCCUUCUUCAAGCAACAGCAAGCUGAAAGUGCAUCUAAAGAAAAGACACUAA
Paramuricea clavata is the source of this 770-nucleotide messenger RNA. The record is from the annotation of a GenBank genome assembly. Lineage: Eukaryota; Metazoa; Cnidaria; Anthozoa; Malacalcyonacea; Plexauridae.